Messenger RNA from Symbiodinium sp. CCMP2592, 2478 nucleotides. Lineage: Eukaryota; Dinophyceae; Suessiales; Symbiodiniaceae. The record is from the annotation of a GenBank genome assembly.
AUGGCGAAUAUGGCCAUGGAGCUGCCCCUGGAGGAUCCGCCCCUACCGAACGAAGUCAACGAUUCUCCUCGCAGAGCUCGCGUAGCCGCGCCGAUAACAGAACCGCUAUCUCCGGUGCCGGUGGAGACGCCGAGUAGCUUCGUGGAAACCUUGCGGGAGCUCCGCAGUCUCGAGGAGAGGCUGCUGCGGGCGCACGAGAUGGAGGUCGGUGCCGGUGGCAGUCCCACACGGCGGAGCGGCAAGCGACACUCGACCAGUGGACCUUCGCUGACUUUGCCAAUCGGGGGCAAGGAUUUGGAGGCGACGACGGGUGAUCUCGAACCUCCGGCUCGGGAUCCGACGUCUCCAGCAGGGCGCAUGAAACGGCGACCUUCGGCUGAGGAUCUUCCGCCGAUAAGCAAGAUGGCCUCAGCAGGAUCUUGCAGAUCGCCACGCAGCUCAACCACUUUUCGAAGAUUGGUGAGUGUUGGCGCCGAUGCUGAGUGCUCCAUGAACGUCACUGCAAGGCUGGCGCAGGAGGUGAAACUCGUCUCUUCGCAGCUGGAGGCGCAGCUUCGAUCUGACGAGUGCGAAUCUUGGGGUCCCCAUUACAAGUUGCGGAGCCAGUGGGUGAAAGACGAGGACGACCUGCUGAUCCUGAAGAGGCAAGCCAUGGCGGCCAAAGCUCAGCAGGGAUCAGGAGCUUUCGACAUCAAUUCAGACGAUGAGCCUCCUCCUAGACAGCUUGCAGACUCAGGAGAUGUCAUCGAGUUGGAAAGACAUCCCUUCAUCCUGCGGCCGGCAUCGAAACUGCGAGUAGGUUGGGACAUCAUGGCAGUUCUCAUGCUGAUGUACGACAUGAUCUCUCUCCCUCUGGCGGUGUUCUACUACGACGAGCAUUCCGCAUAUGUGCUGUAUGCACUGCAACUCGUCGUGACAGUGUACUGGUUGUGCGACAUCCCGGCAACCUUCAUGACAGCAGUGUACGUCAACAGCCGACUUCUCACUCGUCCUCAAGACAUCGCUCGUAGGUAUUUGAGCUCUUGGCUGCUUAUCGACAUCCUCAUUCUCAUCCCUGACAUCGCCGUGCUUACUGCGACUGCGGGUCCUGAUGUGGGCUCCUCCACCGCAGUGGCUUCGGGGAGCGACACGGUGUCGAAGAACAGCCUCGGCAUGGCUCGGGCUAUGCGCGGCAGUCGCGUGCUGCGCUUGCUGCGCUUCUUGCGGCUCCUGCGCGUGGUGAAACUUCUCAAGGUGAUCGGCAACUUAAAGGCUCGCGUAAACAAUGCCUUCGUGCUUCUGGCGGUUAGCAUCGCGCGCUUCGUCUUCCUCACCAUGUACAUGCUUCAUGUGCUCGCAUGCGGGUGGUUCCUCAUCGGCAUGGAAGACGGGGCGUGGGCGAGCGUUGCUGGCUUGCACUUGAUGGACGCUUCGGUUCAAUACAUGCGAUCCCUGGAGUGGGCGAUCGCGCGAGUGCAUCCUUCGAUGCUGCGGGAGAACAUGGAGCUCGCGACGUACGCAGAGAAGGCCCUAGCGGCCUUCGCGUGUUUGGGUUCCUUGUGCUUCGGGACCAUCUUCAUCAGUAGCAUCACGAACACCAUGGCCGAAGUGCAGCGUCAGCAUCAGCGGCACAAGGCCAUGUUGAACUCGGUUCGCGAAUAUUGCGGCUCCCAUUACAUCUCGGCGACGCAUGCGAUGAAAAUCAAGAGGUACGUGGAGCGAGAACACCUGCGAAAGAAAACGCUCCAGUCACACUUGGAGUUGAUCAACACUCUGCCACAGGACAUGCUCUCAGAUCUAUUCCACGAAGCUCGCAGCCAGACGCUGCAGCAUCAUGAACUCUUUGAUAGCCUAGGCCGGAAAACCCCUGCGAUGGAGUUGGAGCUUUGUAGCAAGGCCAUGUCUGAGCAGUACAUGCUUCUUUCGGACAAGAUCUUCAAGCAGGGAGAGGCCUCCACGGCAAUGUACAUCAUAUCGACAGGCAGGUGCACCUACACGCAAGAAGCAGAAUCGGGUGACUCGUCUUUCGUUCCGGUCGAAAAGCUUGGCUCGAAAAGAUCAUCUGUCGGGCUGGUAUCGGGCGCCAAGCACAGCCUUGCGCUUAUCAAAGGGCUUCGAAUGCUCAGAGACGGCGAGCAGCUGUCGACAGGCUCAAGCAUCAGCGAGCAUACGCUGUGGGUAGAAGGAUGGACAAGGCGCGGGCUCCUCGAGGCUGUCUCGGAUGGAUGGCUUCUCGCGAUGCACCCGCAGGGCGUUAAUACUGUGAUGCUGCAGUAUCCCAACUGCCUCCUUGAAUUGAUCCUGUACUCGCGCUUCUUUCUUGAAACGCUCAACAUUCACUACAACGAGGGAAUGCCCAUUACCGAUCUCGCGCUCAAAACUCUGGACGACGAUGAAAGUGCUUCUCAUCCUCUUGCGAGGAGCAAUACGGCCGAAGGCUUGAAGCUGGCCAACCUUGUCAGCAUCACACCAGCUGAGGAGGCUCUCGCAGCAUCAUGA